CAGACAAACCCGGAGUCUUGGCAAAGCAGAUCCGGUCUGCCUGGGAAACAGAACCAGGGCUGGUAAAAUGUCGUGGCUGGCUGGAAACCGACUUCCUCGGUUGUGCACCUGAGUGACGCAACCUCCUUAGGGUCUUUAGGCAAUCUGAAUUCACCAGACCCAACCACACCCAACGCCCGGGGACCGCGGCAGUCAGUCAUCUGACCAAUCUGGCCUUGGUCAGGUGACAGCGGCGGAGCGCACUUGGCAGAAGACAGAAGGCCAGUCUUGGGAGCUGGUAAAGAAAGUCAGGGACUGUCCUGAGGCCAUGCAGCUCCCAGAGGUCCCCGGACUGGUGCGCAUGCGCCUGGAGCUCCUGCUGCUGCUGCUGCUGCAACUGCUACCGCUCCUGCCUCGAUGCGGGGCCACGAGCCCCCCGCGCUACGACCCCACGUGGGAGUCUCUGGACCGCCGCCCGCUGCCCUCCUGGUUCGACCAAGCCAAGUUCGGCAUCUUCAUCCACUGGGGAGUGUUCUCCGUGCCCAGUUUCGGUAGUGAAUGGUUCUGGUGGUACUGGCAAAAGGAAAAGAGACCCAAGUUUGUGGACUUUAUGAACAAUAACUACCCUCCUGGUUUUAAAUAUGAAGAUUUUGGAGUGCUAUUUACAGCCAAGUAUUUUAAUGCUAACCAGUGGGCAGAUAUUCUCCAGGCCUCUGGUGCCAAAUACGUUGUCUUAACUUCCAAACAUCACGAAGGUUUUACCUUGUGGGGGUCCGACCAUUCCUGGAACUGGAAUGCAGUUGAUGAGGGGCCGAAGAGAGACAUUGUCAAGGAGCUUGAGGUGGCCAUCAGGAAAAACACUGACUUGCGCUUUGGACUGUACUAUUCCCUUUUUGAAUGGUUCCACCCACUCUUCCUGGAGGAUGAAUCCAGUUCAUUCCAGACGCGGCAAUUUCCCAUUUCUAAGGCGCUGCCUGAGCUCUACGAUUUAGUGAACAAGUACCAGCCGGACAUUCUGUGGUCAGAUGGAGAUGGGGGCGCACCGUAUGGCUACUGGAACAGCACAGGUUUCUUAGCCUGGCUGUAUAAUGAAAGCCCAGUUCGGAACACAGUAGUCACCAAUGAUCGCUGGGGAGCUGGUUCCAUCUGCAAGUAUGGUGGCUACUAUACCUGCAGCGACCGAUAUAAUCCUGGACAUCUUUUGCCGCAUAAAUGGGAAAACUGCAUGACAAUAGAUCAGUUCUCUUGGGGCUACAGGCGGGAAGCUGGAAUCCACGAUUAUCUCACAAUCGAAGAAUUGGUGAAGCAACUUGUGGAAACAGUCGCAUGUGGAGGAAAUCUUCUAAUGAAUAUUGGUCCCACACUAGAUGGCAUCAUCCCUGUAAUUUUUGAGGAGCGAUUAAGGCAGAUGGGAACGUGGCUCAAAGUCAAUGGGGAAGCUAUUUAUGAAACACACCCUUGGAAAUCUCAGAAUGACACUGCCACUCCAGGUGUAUGGUACACAUCUAAACCUGAGAAAAAAAUAGUCUAUGCUAUUUUUCUUAAGUGGCCUGUCUCAAGAAAGCUGUUUCUUGAACAACCUGUAGGUAGUCUGGGGGAAACAGAGGUAACACUAUUGGGUCAUGGGAUGAGACUGACCUGGACUUCUUCAAAGCCAAAUGGGAUCAUCGUGACGUUGCCACAGCUAAGCUUUCAUCAGAUGCCCUGUAAAUGGGGAUGGACUCUUGCACUAACAAAUGUGUCUUAACUUGCAGCUGAGUGACAUAUGCCACAGGUACCUCUAACUCUAGGACAUGGCAGGCUUUUUUUUUAAUGGGACAUUAAAGAAAUCAGGGUAAAAAUGAUAAGAAAAAGCAAGACAUUAGGCCACGUAGCCUCCUUUCCCUCUCUUCCUAAAUUCUUUCCUAAGUUGCUCAUGUUACUGUCUGAACAUUUCAGUGCUUUCCUACAAACGCUCCUCUUGCUGAAUUCAUUUCACCCAUGAAUCCCAGGUGGCAAUCCGGUCUAGAGAGCUUAGACUGAAGUUUCUCCCAAGUCCUAUACUUAUACUGUGGCUGUAACUGGAAACAACUAUUAAAGAGAUAAUUAAGACUAAACUGAACCAUAAGGCUAACCCUAAUAAAUAGGAUUUGGUGUCCUGCAAGGAAAAGAGACAACAAAGGUGUAGGAACAUAGGUGAAAGCCAUGAAAAGUGAUGGCAAGAAGGCACCCAUUUGCACGCCAAAGAAGAGUGCAGAAGAAACCAAAUCUCUGAAUAUCUUGGACUUCUGGCCUUCAGUAAUGCGAGAAGAAUAGCUUCCUGUUGUUGUAGCCAUCCAGGGUGUGUUUGAUCUUCCCCACUCACUCUGUUAAUGAAUCCUCAUAUAUAAUACAGGCAGUAUGUAAUGAAUUUGAUUGGGCGUAUGUUUCCAAUAAAUUCAAUAAUUAUU
Molecule: messenger RNA, 2408 nt
Organism: Mesocricetus auratus (golden hamster)
Lineage: Eukaryota; Metazoa; Chordata; Mammalia; Rodentia; Cricetidae
Gene: Fuca2
Product: alpha-L-fucosidase 2
Exons: 7
Coding region: 308-1726 (472 amino acids)
Biological process (GO): fucose metabolic process; glycoside catabolic process
Cellular component (GO): lysosome
Molecular function (GO): alpha-L-fucosidase activity
Source: RefSeq, a predicted model, not a curated record